AUGAAAGCAGCAGCUAUCUUUCUACUGGUUGCUCUAAGCUGUUGCUUUGACAUCCCUGCUGCCUCCAAAGGAAAACAUACAUACCCUGCUCCCGAACUCAUUUCACGUGACUGCAUAAAAGAGUUAUUGAAGUCUUCUCUUCCUGACACUCUUUUGAGACUCCAGGAAAUGCUGUGCUGUUUUUCGCAAGCUAAGAAAACGAACAAUGCAGAAUUAUAUCGGAAGUUCCUCCUUCAAUUCCAUCAACUUUUGAUAGAUACUGGAUGUACUGGAGAUCAAGUUCUGAAAAUAGAAGACUGCUUGGAAAAAGUUGGUGACCAACUUGGAGAUGCGUGUCAUAAAAUUGUUCUGCAAAUUCUAACUUGUGUGGAGGAGCUUGAGAUAACUGAAAAGGUGCUUAAUACCUUAUGCAAACUGGCGGGUAAAGUUCUCUUAAAGCUGAGUGAAGCACUUAAAGGGCUGGAUCUGCCAGACUUAACAAAUCAACUUGGUAUUGGGGGCAAAGGCAAAGGCAAAGGCAAAGGUGGACUUCUUGGCAUCCUCAAUUAA
Messenger RNA from Staurois parvus, 549 nucleotides. The record is from the annotation of a GenBank genome assembly. NCBI's taxonomy places the organism in Eukaryota, Metazoa, Chordata, Amphibia, Anura, Ranidae.